Zymoseptoria tritici IPO323 is the source of this 821-nucleotide messenger RNA. RefSeq lists its product as uncharacterized. Gene Ontology annotation, biological process: double-strand break repair via break-induced replication; DNA replication. The transcript is spliced from 2 exons. NCBI's taxonomy places the organism in Eukaryota, Fungi, Ascomycota, Dothideomycetes, Mycosphaerellales, Mycosphaerellaceae. Bases 45 to 821 code for a protein of 258 amino acids. Gene Ontology annotation, cellular component: nucleus; GINS complex. The record is from RefSeq and is a predicted model, not a curated record.
CAACAACCUCACCGUCCCGCCCUUCCUCACCACCGCCGCCCGCCAUGGCUCUCCCACUCCCACCAGGCCUAACACCCAACGAAGUCGGCUUCCUCUGCGAAAUGGAACUCGUAACGAUCAUCCCCCGCCAACGUCUCGACUCGCUGGAACUUCUCGGUGGCCCCACAAACACCCUCACUCCACCCUUCCCAACCACUCUCCCCCUCUGGCUCGCCCUCCUCCUCAAACGCCAAAAUCGCGCCAACAUCUCCCCUCCACCCUGGCUGACCCUCGACUCCCUCACCGCCCUGCUCGAAUUCGAAACCUCGCCCGAUCUCGCCGGUGUACUCGCUCCGUCGCCUACACUCCCCGCUCCACGCUCUGUCGCCUCAUUACCAGACGACCCAUACCUUGAAUCGUCCACCCUCGAAUUGUCACCACCAUUCGUUAAAGACGCAUGCACGUCAAAAGCGCAGGACAACGCCCUUCCGUUCCACUGGCUGGAAGUCGCGCAUCUACUCCUCACGCAUGCGGCGGAGGACUUUGAGGAUGGAGAUCAAGUAAGACGACUCGUGCGGGACUUGAGGGAGGUGAGGAUGAGUAAACUUCGGAAAGGUUUUGCUGUGUUGGAUGCUGGAGGGGCGGUGAAGUUGAAUGGCGUGGGAGCGCUUGAGGUUGCGGAGGUCAGGGGUUUUGUGGGAGGAGUGGUGGAUGGGUUGAGGAAGAUUAAUCGCAGUCGGGAGGAGGCGAGAAGGGAGGGGAUGAUGGAGGAGAGGGACGGGUUGGAGGGGAAUGGGUACCAGAACAGUUACGAUGACGAUGAGGAUGAUAUGCAGUUAUGA